GUACGUGGCAUUGCAUUCUAGCAGAGGAAAUCAUAUAUUAAAGUCCAAUUGCAAUAUUCUUUAGGAUGCAGACGUCUGCAAGAGAUGACAAACCUCUUUCUGGAAAGGUUGCCGUGGUAACAGGAGCCUCUAGUGGCAUCGGUGCUGCCAUCUCUCGUCAACUGGCUGCUGCUGGUGCCAAGGUUGCCAUGGCAGCAAGGCGAGAGAACUUGUUAAAAGAAAUCCAGGAUGAAAUUUCAAAGGAAGGAGGCGUGGCUCUAGCAGUGAAAUGCGAUGUUACGAACAGAGCUGAGGUGAAGGAGCUUAUUCAGCACACGGAAAGCACCCUGGGUCCCGUGGAUAUUUUGGUGAACAACGCGGGUAUCUGGGUGAUAAGGUGUAUGAAAAACCUUCACGAGGAGGAGUGGGAUCAGCAAGUAGACGUGAACAUCAAGGGAGUGUUGAACUGUAUUGGAGCUGUGAUCUCCGGGAUGUGUGAAAGGAAAAGAGGUCAUAUCGUCAACAUGUCGUCACAAAAUGGAAAGACGGUAAUACCUUUGGUAGGGAUAGCCGUUUACACAGGGUCGAAGUUCUUCGUAGAGGGGAUGUCACGGACGAUCCGUCAAGAAGUUUGUAAGGAUGGCGUACGUGUUACUUGUAUUCAGCCUGGUGAAGUUGAAACGCCC
Molecule: messenger RNA, 665 nt
Organism: Lingula anatina
Lineage: Eukaryota; Metazoa; Brachiopoda; Lingulata; Lingulida; Lingulidae
Biological process (GO): fatty acid elongation
Cellular component (GO): endoplasmic reticulum
Molecular function (GO): oxidoreductase activity
Source: RefSeq, a predicted model, not a curated record